AAUAGUAUAUCUAUGUCGCAUAUACCAGGUAGUGAUCAUCCUAGAAUCCCAUUUGAAUUAUAGCAGACACAAAGGCGAGUUACUUAACCACAUUUGAUAACACAAAACUGGACCAAGACCACCACCCGGAAAGACAAGCACAAUCUCUUAAGAAACAUGGAGACUGUGCUGGAGUCAGACAUAGAGGAGCAACCAAGGAGCAGAGAGGCACAAGAGGAGGAGGAAGGCAGAGAACUGGAGGAAGCUCGCAGAAACUCCCACAUCUCACCUCUUCAGCAGCUUCUCGUGAAGUUGGACAUGACGGACGAUUCGUGUCCUGAGUCCCACAGGAUCAACUCUGCUGAUGAGAUUCGACUGUUGGCCAUUGCCGACAACUUCCGAUGUCAGUAUUCGCACUUGUUUCCCGACCGCAAGCCGCUGCUGCUCUGCCCUCUCAAUGAGUGUGGUGUUAGGAAGUUUGUGUCUACCACUCUUCGGCCCACAUCACCAAUGUACCCUGAACUCUUCACCUGGGAGGGCUGCGCCUCGUUUGUGGCGGACUUCAUGUCUCUGGACCCUUUGGAGCCACCUAUCGACCUGCCCAGGUACCUGUUCUCGCCCGCCUCAGUGCUGCACACUCAGAGAGCCUCGUGUUUUGAAUUUGCCACGCUGCUCUGCAGCCUCCUGCUCGGCACCGACUAUGACGCCUACUGUGUCAGCGGCUACGCAGCCAAAGAGAUGUGUCUGCUCGACCAGAGCCUGCAGGACUGCCCCCUUUUGUGCACUAACAUCCAGAGUGUGACCUCAGAACUGGAGACACAGGAGAACAAAUACACGGUGAAACCUCCGAGGGAUCUGAAGAGUCACUUUGUGGCACAGCAAGAGAAGAAGAGGCAACAGGAGGCUGAAGCUGCUCUGUUUCAAAAGCUAGAGGAGCAGAGCGAGCAGCAGUCUUUUGACCCUCUGCGAGGGCUGUGGGUGCACUGCUGGGUCCUAGUGCUCUCUGGAAGUCGGAGCGUCCAGGAGAACUUCUUCAUUGACCCCCUGACCGGGAUCAGAUACAACACCGCUGCCGCCGACUUCCUGGGCAUCGAGAGUGUGUGGAACAAUCUCAACUACUAUGUCAACAUGCAGGACUGCAGCGCCGGCUGCGUUGGUAUGAUGUAUGACCUGGAGGAUUUGAACAUGUGGGAGCCGGUCCUGUAUGGAGCACCAUUAAAGAAGAGAGAACAAGAGAACAACGAGAACAAGAUGAUGAGCAAAAUGAACAAAGAUGAGGAGGAGGAGGAGGAGGAGUCCUGGGUUUUUGAGAUGCCGAGAUCCUGGGUGAGCUGCAUCACAAUCUCAAAAAAAGACCUGGAGACUCGCUGGCCGGGAGGACAGAAGGUGACCCGCUACAGAGGAGCCCGGCUUGAGAAGUUCUCCCCAUACCUGAGGCCAGACGGCCUGCUCAAACAACUGGUUUCAUACAAAGACCUGGACUACACUGAGGUCGCCACAGUGAAGGAGUGGUAUCAGCACAGAACGGACCACCUGCAGGAGCGGGAGGUGAACAAGAUUGACAACUUCACCACAGAGCACUUCAAAUAUGGACGACCAUUCCACCUGUUAUUUCACAGAUACCAGACCCUGACCGCAGACGGCAUACACGAGAUGGAGUUCAGCAACGGCCACGUGAACCAUCUGGUGCGGAGGCUGGUGUCAUCAGGUGAAAUGACGGAGACCUUCGAGAACCGGGCCGACUUUCUCUCCUACAGGCGCGUCGUCUUCGGUCGACACGUCCAGUUUUCAGAAGAACAAGUGAACUCUGAGCCGGACAUCCAACUUCUACAGGUGGUGGAGCGUUUCUACAGGAAUAGAUCCAAACCAGCCAGUGAGGACGUGGCCGAGCGAGUGUUCCUGGUGACUGAGAGACGGAUCGAGGUGACCUACCACCUAGAGGAUCUCAGAUUUAUCCCUUCAAAGAGGAGCUUCAUCAAACCUCGAGAUUCGACAGAACAAAAGAAGGCAGGGGACUUCACACCCGACAUGGUCUCCAGCUUCCAGGUGGAUCCAUCUGAGAAGCUUAUUAAGACCCUGACUCUGUAUGAGAUGCUGGUGGCCCUGAUGAAGGAUGAGGAGAAGGUGACGCUCCAAAUCAAAGAGUCUCUGAAAGAGGUGAGAGACAUUGUGUCCUGCAGACAGCAGGAGGAGGGAGACAUUCAGCUUUUCCUCUCUCCAUGGACGACAGCAGGAACUGCCAAGGCUCACAGACAGAGGCAGAUUAUGGAGCGUCUUGCUGUGGAGGAGCAGCGGUGGCAGCAAGAGAAGGAGAAAGACAUCCUGGCUCCGAUCCUGAUCCGACUGGACAACACACAGACUCUGAGCGUCGAGGACGCCAAGCAGCUCCACCGGGACUGUUUGGCCGAGUUUAAACAGAGACUGGUGGAGCACGCUAACCUCAUCCGGGAACGCUACGAUAAGGAAACACAGGAACUGCAGAGGAAACAGCAUUGGUACCAGCAGAACCAGCUCACCAUGACGAAACAAGAGGAGGAAGGAUAUCAGACGUUCUGCUCCGAGAAAACUCUACAGAUCAGUGUCACCCAGAGACGACUCAGCAUGCACAAGGAAGCAGCUCCUCUGAAGUACCGUGCUCUCGACCAGAGGCUGAGACAAGACCCUCGACUGGCCCCUCACAUGAUCAUCUGAACCAAUCAUCUGCCUCCUCUUCAAAGACCAAUCAGAUAUUUAAUCUCAGAUAAAGGUUGUGGACUAGAACGUUUAUAUAAAUCAUGUCUGAACAUGAAUCCUCUCGCAGGGAUUUUAGGAGGGCAGUUAGCAGAUUGUGUCAAUUAUUUGACCUCAGUGUUAAAGUUUAGCUCUGUGACUAAAGUGAAAUCAAGAUGUCUAAAAAAAACGUCAAACACAGUGGUAAAAUAUUUUCCCUUGGUGACCCUGUUGUAUGUGACCAUCAGCUGUAUCUCCUUUACUGGGGGGGUGGGGGUGUAAUGAGUAUUUCUGCCUCUAGGCGUCCUCAGUCUCUGUUUCUCUCAUUUAAGUCUGAUUGUUUUCAAGAACUGUGAGUUUGCCUGGUUUAUUUAUCAGGUCAAGAGAACAACCAAACUAAAUGACAAAAGAGAAAGAAGUUCCCAAAAAUGUAUGGAUAUAUUGCCAAUAUUUGUAUCAACAGUAUGACCUCAUAGUAGGGAGAACAUCUGCCAGCUGGAAAGUUCUCUGUAUAAUGACUCAGAGCUCAUUUAUUAAGCAUUUGCAAAUAAUUUAUUAACCAAUAAUAAAGGCAAUAAUACAAAUU
Scophthalmus maximus (turbot) is the source of this 3274-nucleotide messenger RNA. It is a transcript of the gene drc7, whose product is annotated as coiled-coil domain containing 135. The record is from RefSeq and is a predicted model, not a curated record. Gene Ontology annotation, biological process: flagellated sperm motility. The transcript has 18 exons. The coding region runs from base 157 to 2670 and encodes 837 amino acids. NCBI's taxonomy places the organism in Eukaryota, Metazoa, Chordata, Actinopteri, Pleuronectiformes, Scophthalmidae. Gene Ontology annotation, cellular component: motile cilium.